UGCCAUUUAACCAUGUCUACAGAACGGUUAAAUUUAAACAAAGGUUGAUAACAUUUCGUUCGCUUGUCAUUGUGUAAAAACAAAAUCAUUAUGUAAACAGAGUAACAUACAUACACACAGGGUAUCGUUGUCAGUAGAUUUAAGACAUGCUGUGUAAACUAAAUGGAAAUAUUUUUCAAGAGAACCGUCACCAAAUUCUCCGAAUUAAAAGUGUAUGUGGUUGUUGCACAUGUUUUUUUCUCAAUUGAAUAAUUAUGCCCAAUAUAAUAUGUAGCCAGACGCGUGCAGCACAAUUGCAGAACCACUGAACUCUACCAUAUAUUGGAUGAAGAUAAAAACACGUCCAUUGUAUGGAUUAGUUUUUGUUGAUGGCAAAACUCGGGGAGUUUCUGUAUUUUUUUUGCUCUUCAGCACAGUUCCGUUUUUAGUAAGAAGUAUAAAAAGCUCGCGGAGCUAUCUGCGCUCUUCAGUAUGCAAUUGGUGUUGACGUGGUGUAGAGUUUGACUGAUGUAGCAGAAAGGCUAGUAUAGAAAGAAAUGAAAAGCGAAAUCGUGAUAAACUGCCGUGCAUUGUUCAUGGUUAUGUGUCUAUUAUGGCACACGGCCCAAUCACACUACACAAACAAUGUGCGUGCUGCGGUAACCUCGAACGCGGCUGAAUGCGCCGAAAUUGGAAUGACCAUGCUAGAUCAAGGUGGUUCCGCAGCCGAUGCUGCUAUCGCAACUCUGUUCUGUGAAGGUGUUUCGAUCCCACAGAGCAUGGGUAUCGGUGGUGGAUUUGUAUUGACCGUCUACAACAAAGCUUCGGGCCUCGUAGAGUCAUUGGACUCGAGGGAGGUCGCUCCGGCGGCUGCUACCAAAAAUAUGUACAUCGGAAAUGGUAAAGCCGCCAUCGAAGGGGGUCUAUCCAUUGCCGUUCCAGGAGAAGUGAAGGGCUACUGGGAGUUGCAUCAAAAGUAUGGCAAACUUCCCUGGAAAACGUUAGUGAAUCCAACGAUUGAUUUAUGCACCAAGGGGUCCCUAGUCACGGACUAUUUGUCAAAAAUAUUGACUUCAAAGAAGUCAUUAAUAUUGACGUAUCCCGCUCUGGCGAAAAUAUUCAUCAAUCCGGUAACAAAUGACACCUGGAAGGAGGGGGACCGUAUUAAGCGGCCAACAUUGGCGGAAUCCUUGAAAGUAAUUGCCAUCGAAGGAGCAAACGCUUUGUAUGGUAAAAAUGGCACACUUUUACCCAAAUUGAUGGAAGAUUUAAAAAAUGUUGGCAGUAUCUUAACGGAGAACGACUUCUACAAUUAUAGGCCCGAAUGGGUUAAGCCUGCGCGAGCUACUCUACGUAAUAACUUCUUUCUACACUCUAUGCCUCUCCCAGGCAGUGGCCCAAUACUUAGCUACAUGCUAUCUAUUCUGGACGGAUACAAGGACCUGUCAUCAAAUGAUCCGCUAACAUGGCAUCGGAUCAUCGAGAGCUUUAAGCACGGGUACGGAAUGCGUACGAAGGUUGGAGACCCGCGCUUUGUCACCUCCGUAAAUACGGUGCUUCAAAAGAUGACAAACAAAAACUAUGUUGCCUACAUUCGUGAUAUGAUAGUAGGCAACAUGACAUUCGACAGUUACGAUUACUACGGAGCAGAUUUUGCUGGCCUACAAGAUCAGGGCACUGCACACGUCUCGGUACUGGCAGCUAAUGGAGACGCAAUAGCUGUAACAAGUACAAUUAAUUAUCUGUUUGGCUCCUUAAUAGUUUCACCUUCGACCGGGAUUAUCCUAAAUGAUGAAAUGGAUGAUUUUUCUACACCAGGUGUUGUGAACGCUUACGGUUUGUCUCCUUCUCCGGCGAACUUUAUCGUACCAGGAAAACGACCGCUAUCUUCUAUGUCUCCGACGAUCAUUACUGAUCGGCAGGGUGAUGUGCGAAUGGUACUUGGAGGAGCAGGAGGAUCCAGGAUCACCACUGCUGCGGCAUUGCUUAUACUUCGACACCUAUAUUUCAAACAAAGCCUUUGUGAAGCCAUUAAUGCACCAAGAAUUCACCAUCAAUUAGCACCGAUGCAGGUCGAAUAUGAGAAAGGAUUCGAUGCCAAUUUAAUAGCAGAACUUGCUGCUCGAGGUCACAAGGUUCAAGAGACAAAAGCAGACUUUGGUUUUGCUGCAUUGACAGCGAUCGUUAAACAGGAAAACACAGUUUCGGCCGCUUUCGAUCGACGACGAAGUGGUAGUGUGUCGGUGCGACCGCCCAAAUCUGGCUUAGGCAAUUGUGCCAAAAUUGUGUCAUCAGGUGUCAACUGCACAGGGUUACGAUCAUUGAUAAUAGUUAUGUGUCUAAUAUGGCCUACGGCUCGAUCGCAGUACACAGACAAUGUGCGUGCUGCAGUGGCAUCGAAUGCGGUCGAAUGUGCCGAAAUUGGAACGAGUAUGCUAGAUCAAGGUGGUUCCGCAGCCGAUGCGGCUAUCGCAACCCUGUUCUGCGAAGGUGUUUCGAUCCCACAGAGCAUGGGUAUCGGUGGUGGAUUUGUAUUGACCGUCUACAACAAAGCUUCGGGCCUCGUAGAGUCAUUGGACUCGAGGGAGGUCGCUCCGGCAGCUGCUACCAAAAAUAUGUACAUCGGAAAUGGUAAAGCCGCCAUCGAAGGAGGUCUAUCCAUUGCCGUUCCAGGAGAAGUGAAGGGCUACUGGGAGUUGCAUCAAAAGUAUGGCAAACUUCCCUGGAAAACGUUAGUGAAUCCAACGAUUGAUUUAUGCACCAAAGGGUCCCUCGUCACGGAUUAUUUGGCGAAGACAUUGAUCUCAAAGAAGUCAUUAAUAUUGACGUAUCCCGCACUGGCGAAAAUAUUCAUCAAUCCGGUAACAAAUGACACCUGGAAGGAGGGGGACCGUAUUAAGCGGCCAACAUUGGCGGAAUCCUUGAAAGUAAUUGCCAUCGAAGGAGCAAACGCUUUGUAUGGUAAAAAUGGCACACUUUUACCCAAAUUGAUGGAAGAUUUAAAAAAUGUUGGCAGCAUCCUAACGGAGAAUGACUUCUACAAUUAUAGGCCCGAAUGGGUUAAGCCUGUGCGAGCUAAGCUGCGUAAUAACUUUUUUCUGCACUCCAUGCCUCUCCCAGGCAGUGGACCAAUACUUAGCUACAUGCUAUCUAUUCUGGAUGGAUACAAGGACCUGUCAUCAAAUGAUCCGCUAACAUGGCAUCGGAUCAUCGAGAGCUUUAAGCACGGGUACGGAAUGCGUACGAAGGUUGGAGACCCGCGCUUUGUCACCUCCGUAAAAACAGUGCUUCAAAAGAUGAAAAACAAAAACUAUGUUGCCUACAUUCGUGACAUGAUAGUAGGCAACAUGACAUUCGACAGUUACGAUUACUACGGAGCAGAUUUUGCUGGCCUGCAAGAUCAGGGCACUGCACACGUCUCGGUACUGGCAGCUAAUGGAGAUGCAAUAGCUGUAACAAGUACAAUUAAUUAUGUGUUUGGCUCCUUAAUAGUUUCACCUUCGACCGGUAUCAUCCUAAAUGAUGAAAUGGAUGAUUUUUCUACACCAGGUGUUGUGAACGCUUACGGUUUGUCUCCUUCUCCGGCGAACUUUAUCGUACCAGGAAAACGACCGCUAUCUUCUAUGUCUCCGACGAUCAUUACUGAUCGGCAGGGUGAUGUGCGAAUGGUACUUGGAGGAGCAGGAGGAUCCAGGAUCACCACUGCUGCGGCAUUGCUUAUACUUCGACACCUAUAUUUCAAACAAAGCCUUUGUGAAGCCAUUAAUGCCCCAAGAAUUCAUCAUCAAUUAGCACCGAUGCAGGUCACAUAUGAGCCAGGGUUCGAUGCUAAUGUAAUUGCAGGACUUGCUGCCCGAGGUCAUAAGCUUCAAGAAAUAGAAGGUGAUGCUGGUUUUGCUGCAUUGACAGCGAUAGUUAGACACCGAAACAUGGUUUCGGCCGCUUUCGAUCGACGGCGGGGUGGUAGUGUGUCGGUGCGACCGUACAAAGCUGGGGUAGGUAAUUGUUAUUAGAUACCGGAUAUAGUAUUACAGAUGACGGAUCACGGUAAAAUAUAGAUCUUACGUAAAACUGAAAUGGUUAGUUACAGUAGUAAAGAAAGCUAUUACAGGUAGAAAUAAAUUCAAAGUGUAUGUGUUACGAUCCGUUCUAACGGUAUUCAUUAACGGCAAUUCAUUGCCACAUUAUUGAAACAAUACCCUUUUAAACCGUUUAACAACAAUAGUCUCUCUCUUUUUGGCUUUAACGACCUUACAGGUCACGCCGGCCAUUUCUGGCUUACGAGACUUAUUUUUACCACGUAGCCGGAUAGUCAGUCCUUGCUUCGGGGGGACGAUCCGGAUGGGAUUAGACCGGCACCGUUUAUCACAUUUACCACUGGGCCGCACCAACAACAAUAGUGUUUUAUAUUAUUAUAAAGUAUUUACAUAUAUUCGUACAUUUUCCAUGCCAUAAAUAAAUCCAUGCCAUAAAGGUCGGAUUUGAUCGAGAAGAGUUGUUGAAUUGUAUUUUUACGAAGCUUUUUUCAUUCGUCUCUCAAGGAGGAGCGAAUUGUGUGCCAAAGAAUAAGAGAAGUUGAGAGCCAGCCGCUUCAAUAAUAAUAUUUGUGCAGGUGUGUCAUGAUAACCAGGUAGAAAAACUAUUGAUAAUGAGAAAAGGAGGAAGUGUGAACAAUAAUGUUUCCGUAAUGUGUGGAAUGCGGCGUCCUUCCUUUGUACGUUGGAAUUAUUAGAAGAGUUGUGUAUCUCCUGCCCGAAGAACGAAACUAUAAGCGAAUGUUCUUAGCAGAAGAAAAGUUGACACACACAGAGUUAUAGUACAUAAUGAACUGUGCUGGUAGUGAUCGUGGUUAAGCGAUAACAAGGUUUUUCUAUCUCGCUCUUACCUGCGAAGGCAAAAUUCUUGCGUUCUUACUCCAACGUGGAGUUUUAAAUGUGUGAAAGCGCAUUAAUGUCUGCAAGUGAGAAAAAAGCCAAUGUAUAAAAGCAAAGGGGCCGCGAUGAAGCAGUAUUAUCUUCCGAAGCAAAUGCUUUCCUCAGUUUUAUGAAACUAAAGUGUCCUACGUAUAAACUAACGUUUACCCGAGUAAGUUAACCACAUUUACUCAGAAACAUCGGAAGUAAGAUUUAUACUAGAAGCAAUUGAUAGGACAGUUUCUGGCAGAUGUAAUUGUAUAACAUUAGGCUGCGAUGCAAAUCACAUCGUGUAGUUCGUGUAAAGCUAAAAACAGUUUGCCUCAAAGCUCAAGUAAAUGAACUCCUCCAUCCUCCAUCCCCUUAGAUAUUCCGUCUAGGGGGUCCAAGUGGGAUAAUCCAUCACUGGUUACGGUUUCUAAAUUUUCGUUAGCAUUAUGCAUAAACGAAAAACGAUCACCUAACAAGCACUAAUUACGGCAACUAUUUAACAUGCGUUGGAACAUUUGCGUCCCUAAUUAAAAUCACGGUCAAAUUAAUUUGCACUCAUAUUUUAUUUCAUUAAUCUCCCAAGCCCCACCGAGUCGGAUAAGCAGAACUGAGAUGCUUGAUUCUCACCAAAUUCGAAGGCAUACGGUGCCCCCCGGAAGAAUAGUACAGAGCUGGAGAGUGUUUGGAGAAAUUUUGAUACCCGCGCUGUGUUGUACCCUUAUGGACAAUUCGACCGAAAGGUUUUGAUGUAAUUUGUUUUAUGACAACACAUGCGACAUGCAAUUCAUCAAACUCAACUAGAUCAUAAAUUUUAAAAGCCCGAUUUCCCUGCUCAUUCCGCCGUUGAAGUGGUAGAAUAAAAGAGAAAUGGUUACCAUAGGCACAUUACCCCGUACCGCACCGACUGAUUACAAAGUAUGACAGUUUGGUCUACGAAAGGGAAAGCACCACGUUGCCAUGGGAGGUUUUUAUACGACGGGUCUGAAUCGCACUUGUUUUGUCGAAACGUGUCUGUGAAUCAUGAUCGCAGCUGUCAGACGGCGGAUGUGAAUUUUUGUUCCUUUUUUGUUUGCGCUUUCAUGAUGCAUCCCAUCCCCAAGUGCAAUGGUAUGCCAGUGUUUUAAUUUAAGAGGGGUAAGUAAUGAAAUUAAUUUAAGCAAUAAAUUUAGUCGACUUUGAAAAACAAAACCAGUGACGUGAUGUUUGGUAUUGGAGUGCAACGAAUAAUGAAUAAUGUGGCGUGACGCCGUCGUAUCAGAGCUUGUGUAAAAUACACCACAUUGGGGUUGAGUUUUGUUUCAAUUCCUUUUCAUCCUGAAAUACUUCUACAAUGUGGUAGGUAUAUUCAAUUGCUGUGACUUUAAGUGAUGGAGAAGCAAUUCUACACAGCAAAUGAAGGAUGAUUGUAUUGAAUGGUUUUAUAUCGAAUUGAACAAGUUGAAGUAUAAAUUUCCUUAUAGAAACAUCAAGCAUGUUUCAAUAUGAAUAUGCAAGAUUUUGUCCCUCAAACUAACAAUUAAAGAUGGUGCUGUCCUGUCAUGAAUGUUUCUCAUUAUGCAAUAGUAUUUGAUAAGCGUUUAAUUACGUAGACCAUGUACGUGAUAUGUUUUUCUUCACAUUUCCUUACUAUCCUCUGUCACAUUUUUCCACAACUUUAAACGCUAGUAUUACUGAAAGGAAACAGAGCAUACACUGUUUCCAAACCCUCGUUUUUAUCUGCUAACAUUUUAAACCACUUCUCAUCCUUAUUCAACUACCUUUUCCGUUUAAUCAAGGUAAUGAGUUGUUUCACACCUUAACACCAGCGCGCAGACACGAGGGUGGAAUAGAGUACUACGCCGCAUAUAAAAUUUCACGCGUAAAUUCUCCCUUUUUUAAUCUUCCUUGUUACUCAUAUUUAUGGCUCUCUAAAUUCAUGCCGCACUGCAAAACGGUAUCAUCCACGGGGUUUAUCUUUCGAUGGCCAGAAAACAAGCUGCGAAUUCACAGCGGGAAACGAAUUAGGGUCCCCGUGGCACACAAACCAUCGGAACUGUAACGAUCUAAUCCCAUCAGUGUGGUGGAGACUUUCUGCAGAAUAUUUUAAGGGGAAGAACACUCGCACAAAAGCAGAUGGAACUGUUUACCUUAUAUUUGCUGCAAAUGUCGGCUUUUGUCAGUAACACUUAAGCUAUAUUGUGCGUUUGUUUGGAAAAUUGUUAAUACAGAUUGCUGCUCAUUGCGAUGCACAAGGCCAUAUGAUAAUGCAUUUUUCUUGAAAAUUUACGUUCUGUUACGGGAUUAAUGUUACCAUUAAAACUUAGACACAGCAAACCUGUGUGUAGCAAAAUGCUUUAUACUGCCAAAAAUUGGGUUGUUUUGAAAUGUCAUAAAUUAAAUGUUGUUAACCUCCUUAAAAGCGCUGUCAAGAAUUUUCUCAAGUUUAGGAAUUUACGACGCUAAACACCUGCCCGUAUUGCAAACACUCAGAAAUAUUCACAGCACACAAGUCUUUAAAAGGUUUUUGUUAUUGUACCGGUGCCGUUAGUGUUUUUGUUGUGCCAUUGUCUUGUCGCUUACCGUGUCACUUCCGUAACUGCCAGGCAUAUUUUCUCCACUGUCAGUACACAAAACUGAGAGAUUCUGCACAUUUUCAUGGUCUGAUGUUGGCGUGUUUUAGCUUUAAUAAAAUAUUUACAAAAAAUAUCCGUGAUGCUUCAGAUUCCGUGUCUCGCUGGUUCACCCCUGAGCCUGUGGCGUAGCAGUGGAUGAAACAGGUUGACACUUGCGACAGUGCACCAACCACCACCAAGCAGCAGCAGCAGCAGCAGCAAUUCGUUGUCCUUUAGUGUUAUUUUUUUUAUUUAUAUAUUUUGUUCCCCGAUUCAGAGCCUUAUCAUGGUGGGGCUGUCUGUGCGUUUGAGAUUUUUUGUGUGAUUUCAAACUGAUAGCAGCGGCAGCAACAGCUCAAAGGCAUUUUUGUAGAGUCUUGAAGGUUUUGUAGUUAUUGUGCGUCAGCCGGCAUGUUGUGGCAUGCCUGUACUUUUUUCUUCUACUCCCGUCGACUUUUACCCGAGGCUGUGUUGUUUUCUCUACCUUAUGAGUUUUAUCCCUUCGGGGAUGUUGUUGUUGAAGCAGCAAGAACACAUGGGGUGCGUGUUAUUAUAGGGAUUAUUAUCCAACACAUGUGACUCCCGCUGCUGUUACCAUACGAUGAGCUACAUGUAAUGCUACGGGAUACUCGCUGAUGAAAACUGAGAGAGUUUUCGAAACUGUUUACUUUAUGUGAAAAAUUAAGAGCAUAUAUUUGCCAGUCGCAUCACACUUGUUCAUUUUUCAUAACAUAUGAAAUGAAUUUAUCAUUCUGUUUUAAUUAUAAUCGUAAUCGUACCGAGGUUUACUUCGUUUGUUUACCAAUCAAUUUUGUAAUCGUCCUAUAAACGAUAGAUCGUAUGAAAAGCAUUUCCAAAAGAACCAUUCGGUGGUGUUUCAAUUUAAAAAUAAAUAUUCAACACGGCACAAAUAUCAGAUUGUAGCUUUUAAACAGCUUUUAGCUAUGCCAGAAAACAGCAUAAGCCUAUCAUUGGCCACGUGCGAUAAACACAAUUGUACAAUGUGAUGUAUGGUGUUGUUCGUCUUUUCCAGCGUUCAUAACAUUUUCUUUAUUCUCUUCUUUCUGCUGAUAGAAGAUUGGUGUUGCGCACUAACGGGAGAAAGGCAACCGGACAGAACGCUGGGGGACAAAAACCCACCAAGCAUAAUUCAAUAUAGUACGAGUGGAAAGCUGUUACACUCCACAAUUUAUCAUACAAAAACCCUGUCCAUGCGUAUAUCCGUCUAACGUGGGGGAAAUAUUAUCGUCUUGAUGGCUCCGUGCGCUUCGCUUACCGCGCACAUUUUCGAUCCGUGCGCAAAAAGGUAAUGUGAAGGUGUCGUAGUGCAAGGAGUGGUUAUGCAUUGUGAC
This is a messenger RNA of Anopheles funestus (African malaria mosquito), 8826 nucleotides long. RefSeq lists its product as uncharacterized. The record is from RefSeq and is a predicted model, not a curated record. Gene Ontology annotation, cellular component: plasma membrane. Gene Ontology annotation, biological process: glutathione catabolic process. NCBI's taxonomy places the organism in Eukaryota, Metazoa, Arthropoda, Insecta, Diptera, Culicidae. The transcript is spliced from 8 exons. Bases 537 to 3992 code for a protein of 1151 amino acids. Gene Ontology annotation, molecular function: glutathione gamma-glutamate hydrolase.